Molecule: messenger RNA, 793 nt
Organism: Erythranthe guttata (spotted monkey flower)
Lineage: Eukaryota; Viridiplantae; Streptophyta; Magnoliopsida; Lamiales; Phrymaceae
Product: zinc finger A20 and AN1 domain-containing stress-associated protein 10
Molecular function (GO): zinc ion binding; DNA binding
Source: RefSeq, a predicted model, not a curated record
GUUGUCGAAUUGGGAAUUGUAGUUAGAGGUGAAUUUGUGGUAAAAUAAAAUCUAGCAAAUAUAGGAUUUCAAGUUAAGAAUUAAUUAAUUUGUAAUUUUUUAGGUAAUAAUUUUUUUCCUUCUUGAAAUAGCUAAGAUACUUCCUAACUUAAUUUCCUUUUCCAAUUCUGAAACAAAAACCACUCAUUAUAUAUAUACAUGUAUCGAUCGAUCAGCCAAAACAAAUUAAUCAAACCCAAAAUCAAAUUCAAAAAAACAUUCAAAGAAAAAGAAGCAAUCAUCAUAAAAGCUGAUGGAUUCAUCUUCGUCUACCGAUAACGGCAAGAUAAGCUACCUCUGCGCCCGCGGCUGCGGCUUCUUCGGCGCGGCGGAGAACCGCGGCCUCUGUUCCAAGUGCUACUCCGACUACAUCAAAGAGACGAUGAUCAAAUCGGUACCCGCAACAAUCGGCGGCCAACGGCAGGAUUUUGCCCCGCCGCCCGGCGGCAACACCCCGAGGGGAAUCGCGAUCGGUAAAUUGAUCGACGUUUCGAGAACCGGAGCAAUGAUGGAAGUCGACGCCGCCAACAACCCAUCGGCUUCCGCUCCUCCAGCCGUGAAAAAUCGGUGCGGGGUUUGCAAGAAGAAAGUGGGGUUGCUAGGGUUUGAGUGCCGGUGCGGCGGCACGUUUUGUGGGGUCCACAGGUACGCGGAGGCGCAUCCGUGCCAGUUUGAUUUCAGGAGCACGGGAAAGAUUGCUAUCGAGAAGGAAAACCCGGUUUGCAAAGCUGACAAGUUUACGGAUAGGGUUUAA